AUGAUGACCCCGGCGCUCAAAGCUGUGCACGAGCAGCUAGCAGCACUCUCCCAGCCCCCGAGCAGCAAACCCAAGAAAAAAGACCGCGACAAAAAGGAGAAGAAAAAGGACAAGCAUAAGAAGAGGCUGAGUAUGGAGUUGGUCCCAGUUCCCACCAAGAAGAGCCGCAGCAACAAGGAGCAUUCUGGAGCGCGCAAAGAGAAGAAAAGGCUCCGAAAGAAAGACGGAGUGAAGAGCGGUGGUCCAGUUCUACCUCCUCCAGCCCCAACCGCCUCCCUGCUCCCUUCUGCUGCUCUGGAGUCAGAUGGAUACAAGGAGCCCAGUAAGUUUCCCACUAUGAGCUAUGAAGAGAAGAGACAGCUGAGCCUGGAUAUCAACAAGCUGCCUGGGGACAAGCUGGGCCGUGUGGUGCACAUCAUCCAGAGCAGAGAGGCCUCCCUGAAGAACACCAACCCUGACGAGAUCGAGAUCGACUUUGAGGCCCUCAAGCCCUCUACACUGAGGGAGCUGGAGAAGUAUGUGUGCUCCUGCCUGCGCAAGAGCAAGAAGCACGCAGAGGGAAAGGAGAUGAAGAUGGGCUCCUCAUCUUCAGACGACAGUGAAGCCUCCGCCCCUGAAGACACUGGGCCGGUUCCUAAACACAAGAUGACCUCCAGGAUCAAAGAUGUGAAACGGACACAUGGGCAGCCUGCAGGUACAACGGUGGUAGUCCAGUCCAGACCUGCUCAGGAGCCACAGACCCAUAACCCUGUGUAUGACCCGCUCACCCACUUCAUGAACCCACAGCUAAACCAGGCCAGCAAUCAGCCUGCUGUCCCCCAUGCCAUGGGACUGGUGAGCCAGGUGCCCACUCACACAGGCCCUGUCCACCCACUUGCGCCACUCCCAUCCUGUCCAGCCAUCCACACUGCUCUUCCUCAGCAGCCCUCCAGACCUAGCAGUCGAGCCACUCCUCUGCCUGCUAAAGUCGCGUGUGUUGCCCUGAGCCUGGCCCAGUCUCAGCCUCAGCCCCUUGUGCCCUCGCCUCCCUCACACAUCCUGGCCACUCUAUCCACUCAGCCCCCUCAGGCUCUGCUUGAGGACGAUGAAGAAACUCCUCCCAUUAGCCAAGUGCACAGCUUCCUCCAGACGCUGCAUAAUCGGGGGCCCCAUACACACUCACCACAGCAAGGGCCCCUCAAUCCUGUGCUCAACCAAAGACACACCCAGUCCCUUGGACUGAUGCCCAGCUGUCAACCUGUGCUCAAUGGGCCGGACCACCACAGAGGCGCUUCUAUUGAGCCUUCUGUGGCCCAUGCUCCUAGCAAAGCUGAACUCUACUCUACAGCUGCAGCAGGCUCAUCUCCGCUCACGCACUCACCUCGCUUCCACACAGCAGAGCAGCGGUCACCGGCACACUCAAACAGAAACGAGCCGAGGGCCAGUGGCCCAAGCAUCAAAGAGGAGAGAGCUUCCCAUUCCCCAGUUCUGUCUGCGUCUGCCUACAGCCCCAAGCACAGGGCAGACUUCCCUCAGCUCCCCGCAUCAUUCCCAGACUCGCCAGGACUACAGCAUGAGCGCAUCAAACAGGAGGGCAAACCAGGCCUCUCCUCCAAGAAGACCCCGGACGUGAAGCUGAAGAACAUGGGCUCGUGGGCCAGCUUGGCUCAGAGGUCUCAGUCAUCUCAUCCCUCCUCGGGACGCUCCUCCAGUGACAGCUUUGAGCUGUUCCGUCGGGCCGCCAGAGAGAAGGAAGAGCGGGAGAGGCAGCUCCGAGCACAAGAGCAGGCCCGUAGCCACCACGACAAGCCACGCAAAGAUGAGGACGAGCCGCUUGAGCCGUUCCGUCGUCGGCACGAGCAGCCUUUUCCACAGGCGGUCACAACCCUGGCCCCUGCACAGCCCGUGCCCUUGCCACAGGCCCUACCAACACAGCCCAAGGCUCCACCACCUGCCCACGCCGCUGCACAGAGCCUGGACCAGCAGAGAGAGCUGGCACGCAGAAGGGAGCAGGAGAGGAGGCAUCGCGAGGCUAUCGACACCAUAGACAUCAACUUCCAGAGCGACCUCAUGGCAAUCUUUGAGGAGAACCUGUUCUGA
Knipowitschia caucasica is the source of this 2079-nucleotide messenger RNA. The record is from the annotation of a GenBank genome assembly. NCBI's taxonomy places the organism in Eukaryota, Metazoa, Chordata, Actinopteri, Gobiiformes, Gobiidae.